AUGCUGCGUAACACUGCAGGCGAUGAGGGCAGCGGCGAUGGGGAUAGAGGCGGCAGGGAACACAUACGUGCGCGCCCCCACCACCGCCGCGCCGCCGCCGCCGCCGCUGCUGCCGCGUACGGCACCGCGCUAGCGGCCGCUCCGCCAGGCACAGACGGCGUGUUGGCUUGGACGAGAGCGGACGUGGAAGAGCUGCGCUCCAAGCACCUGUUGACUUCCAACUCGUACUUCGCGGGAGCGUCGAGUAACAUGGCUAUCCCCUUCGUGCUGCCCUCCGACCAGGAGGCCGAGCAAGACUACAGGCUACUGAACCGACUACUUCUAGACCUUUACGAUGUAGUCCGGCAAAUUCUACUGCGCCAGCGGAUCCUCCGACAACCGGACGACAACGGGGACUCGGACAAUGCAAAUCCGGAAGAUGACGACGAGAGAGAAGACGGCGGAGGCGGGGGAGGAGACGGCGGAGGAGGCGGGCCUGAGGGCCGCGCUGGACUGCUGCCUGUCCAGGCUGAGUUAGUCGCAGCCAUCCCAGACCUGGUGGCCGGUCUGCCCGGCGACGACGACCUGAAGGCGCGCCAGGAGCGGCGUCGGGGCGGCCCGCGCCCGGCCGGCGGCCUCCCGUGGCUGCGCCUGCUGCCAAUGCUCGCGCUCCCGCCCGCGCUGCACGUGCGCCCGCUCUGGGCCGCCGUGCUGCUCCUGCUGGGACUCAAGCUUGCGCGCGCAGUGCUGCAGCGGUAGACGCCGCCCCGCCCUAACUCCUCGCGCAGCAGCUGCAGACGGUCGGUGCGUCUGCAGAUGACGCAUCUGCAGAUGAAAGAACAGAUGACUCAUCUGCAGAUGAAGGAGUCGAAGACGUCCCCUACAGAUGUGGUAGCUGAUGCAGCUGUUCGGAGAAGAAGAAGAAGAUAGAGAGAGAGGGCAGCUGCGACAGCUGAGGCAGCUGUGGGUGUCGCAGAGCAGACCCUUUCACGCAGCUGCGGUGUUCAACCUAGACACGUCGCAAUACUUCAGUUGUCUCAGCCAGGGGAUCAUCGUGACGUGCUUUGUUUAUUUCCAAAGAGAUUUCCAAAAUUUUCACUAUAUUUAAGAAAAAAGACAUUUCAAGAUUUUGUGUUUUCUCAUUUCAAUACUAUUUGUUUUUGGGCCACUUCGGCGCAUUGUAAGAAUGGACGCUUCUUUGUAUAUUACUUUUAGUGUUACUCAGGUUUUUUCUUGUAGAAUUUAGCAUUUAAGUUCAUUAAAUUCAUUUAUAUAAAGCCAUAUUUUCCGUUUUUGUUAAUUAUUAUUUUUUUUUUUUUUGUUUUGAUAUCGAGUUCGAUAUCUACCAUAUAGAUUUUCGUGUCUCACCCUCGGGUGGGGCACCAUCUAUUUUGCAAAGUUUUCAAAUGAUCUCUUAAAAGUAGAGUAGUUUACCCACGAGCUCGAAGGUUUGAAGGUCUCACCACAAUGUCCUUCUCUCCCGUAGAGUCGUGGUUUCUUUCUUGCUUGUACAUAGUCCUGUCCUUUUGUUCUUUCGCAGUGCCACGCAGUUGGCCUAGCCUAGUUGAUAUUGUGUUCAAGGCGGGUCAUAUUCCGCGCCCGGCCGCUCGAGGAAAGGGCCACGCCGCCAAAGAGUGGGCGUGCCUCAAGCGCCAUUUUUGGGCCAUUUUUUUCUGGAUGAAAGCUAGGACAUUAGUUGUGCUGGGAAAGAGAGGUCUAAAUUUUGUGAAAUUUAUUUUUCUGAGCUCAACUGUCAGCCGCCAAUCCUUGCAAAUGUCGAUGAUUUUACAACUAGGCAUUCAUAGUUCAUUAUAUAUGAAUGAACCACUUAAAAAUAUUGCAUGUAAUCUGAAACCGAUCGUUUUUCUACGUUUAGUUAAAAUAUUUUUGAAAAAACACAUUGAAAUAUAAAAAAAACGUUCUUUUGUUUUGCAUCCAAAACAUUUCUUAAACGAGAAUUUCAAAAUUCAUUGUUUAGUUUCCUUCACAUUAAAUAUUCCUAUCAAGUCGAGUGACUAGAUUUUAGUUGACGAUUGUGAACAAUUAAAUAGAAAACGAAUUUAAAUCGUCGUUAACGGAUUUUGCGUCACUGGCAUCGCCCCUCAGCGACACGAGUCGCCAAGAGGCUUGCUGGACGUGUUCCGGACAGUGCAUGCCUUCGCUUCCCCAGCAAGGGGGGUUGUGUGUGUUUGGGCCCAGUGCUCGACGUUCCUGUACAUUUUGGAGACAAUCAUAGGCGCGAUGAGAGGCCCGCGGCCAGGCGCGGAUGACUGAUGAGACCGCGCCUCUUAUAAUUUCUAUGAAGAGAGAAGUAUAAAUACAAUAUGUUUUGCAUGUAAAUAUUAGCUUUUUCUAAGUAUAUAUACAAACAUAUAUUACAUAUAUUAAAGUUUAUAUAAUAUUAUAUUUUACGAUUUUUUGAUGAGCAUUUCAAGUAAGCUGAUGUCUGUGAGGAAAUUGAAGAUUUCGGCGUCGGUUCGUCCCUUCUUAGGCGUCCCGGCCACUCGGAUCUUAGGCGGUCCGUCCAGGCCGCCGUUCUCAGUUCCAAAGUAGGCGCCGCGGGUGAAAGCAGAACCUUCCACCGGCUCUUUCUCGAACAUGCGUGGUGCCGUUUACCAUCAAGUUGGUUCCUAACAGUUCCGUUUAAGCAGAUCUUACUUUCAGAGGUUUCAAAAGGAAGUUACGUUGUGCGAGUGGCACCGGUGGUUGGUACUGCUUUUACUUUCGGUACAGUAGUUGUGAAGAGUGGCACGGGAGGUCGCGAGUGCACCUAAACCAUCUUGUAUAUAAUAUGUUCCCCUAAGGAGAGGGGGUGGCGUUAGGUGUGCCUUGUCAGAACGGACGCAGACGUCAGGAAUCUCCGCCCAUCAAAGCGUACUGUGAUUACAUAAAAUAUUUGUCUAAUUAUGGCAAUAUAUAGUAAGAAAUUAUAAUUUUUGUGUAUUUCUUUCCACUGAUCUCGUGAAAAUAAUUUAUAAUAAUAAUAAUAAUUACAGUUUUGUUUUGUUUUAAAUAUCUGAAUAAUUAUGUUUUGAUUUUCACUAGUCAGUGUAGACAUUUUUGUUAAUUUCGUGUGUUCUUUAGAUGUAGAAAAUUAGAACAUUUUUGUGUCCCCGACAUUUGUUUCUAAACCAGCUAUCAAUGGAAUAGUUUGACAAGCUACGUGCCAAACAUAGCAGUAGCUGGGAAAAUCCCACACCAACAAGCCCGCAAGUCGCAACGCCUGUCUGAGCUCUUUACGUUACUAAAUCCUCUUGUCUAUUCGCUGUCCGUAGAUCGCCUAGAUUAUAUUUCCGUACUUUAAAAAAAUGAGAAGCGUUCUAAAAAAAAAACCAAAGUAUACCAAAGGAAGACGACGUUUUAACGAGAGAUCCCUGCGUUGCCGGGGAGAAGCUUUCGAGUCAAAUACAGAACGCCGCAUGCGCGUUCAGACUUAUAGUCAACAAGAGAACUGAUCACGUGGAUAGACUAAAUUAACAUUCCCGAACCACGGGGAUUCCCCGGAGGUGUCGCUUGUUUCCGUCUGUCAUUUCGCGCUCAGGCUGGCGGAGUGAAACGCGGUUUGCGACGCGCGGGGUGGCACAUCUCGCCCUGCUGACUGCGACGUGCGGCGGCGUGGGUCGCUAGUGGACCAAUUACGUUCGGCCCAGGUUCUCCGACGAUUCGGGGCUGGCGCCGAUCAAUCCUUGUGUUUUUGAAAUGCUACGCGUCCAUUGUGGGCGUUCGUGUUUUGUUAGAGUUAUGCUCUUUGUUGUGUGCUGAGGCAGGCUGCCAGCUGGUGGGCCGCUCGUCUACCAAAUGUCUUUCAAUUUUGUACAGUUUUUCACUUUUAUAUAGUUAUUGAGUUUUUGGAAAUAAAUGUAAACUUGCU
Molecule: messenger RNA, 3850 nt
Organism: Gryllus bimaculatus (two-spotted cricket)
Lineage: Eukaryota; Metazoa; Arthropoda; Insecta; Orthoptera; Gryllidae
Source: the annotation of a GenBank genome assembly